Molecule: messenger RNA, 854 nt
Organism: Oryza brachyantha (malo sina)
Lineage: Eukaryota; Viridiplantae; Streptophyta; Magnoliopsida; Poales; Poaceae
Product: 50S ribosomal protein L12, chloroplastic
Exons: 1
Coding region: 93-647 (184 amino acids)
Biological process (GO): translation
Cellular component (GO): ribosome
Molecular function (GO): structural constituent of ribosome
Source: RefSeq, a predicted model, not a curated record
UCCCCCUCCUUGCCUUCGUCCUCCCGCCGCGCGGCUCAGCUCACACCGGAAGCGAGGUCUCUCCCAGAGCUCACCUCACUCCCCCUUCCCCAAUGGCUUCCACCACGCUCUCCUCCGCCUUCUCCCUCCUCUCCCUCCCCUCCUCCUCCUCCGCCUCCCCCGCCGCCGCCGCCGUGCCCAGGUCCGUCUCCGUGCCCGGCCGCCGCCGCGGUCGCCGCGGCGUCGCCGUGGCGUCCACCGCCACCGAGUCCCCCAAAGUCCUGGAGCUCGGGGACGCCAUCGCCGGUCUCACCCUCGAGGAGGCCCGCUCCCUCGUGGACCACCUCCAGGAGCGCCUCGGCGUCUCCGCCGCGGCCUUCGCGCCCGCCGCCGUCGUCGCGGCGCCCGGCGCGGGCGGUGCGGGCGCCGCCGCCGAGGAGGCCCCCGCCGAGAAGACGGAGUUCGACGUGGUCAUCGAGGAGGUGCCCAGCAGCGCGCGUAUCGCGACCAUCAAGGUGGUGCGCGCGCUCACCAACCUGGCGCUCAAGGAGGCCAAGGACCUCAUCGAGGGCCUCCCCAAGAAGGUCAAGGAGGCCGUCACCAAGGAUGAGGCAGAGGAUGCCAAGAAGCAGCUCGAGGAGGUCGGCGCCAAGGUGUCCAUUGCGUGACACUAGGUAUUUUAGGACUCCUUUUUUCACCCCUAAUCUUUUUUACCACCUUUGAUAUUUACAAUGGUUUGUUGUUUCAUAUGAGAUUUCUGUAUGUGGAUCUGUUAGUUUAUAUUCCAUCCUGUAUUGAUACCGAUGUCGCACGCACUAAAUUGCCAAUGUAGAUUUUGUAUAUUGGCACAAUUAUAAUGGUGAAAAUUGUGCAAU